AGGCAAACAAAUACACACAAAUACUACUUUGGCUUCAAUGUUAGUUCAGUUUAUAAAUGGUUGUGCUUUGCUUUAUUUUGAAAGUAAUAACCGGAACAUACACGUCGUGCUGGCUCACUUGACCGUGGUUUAGAGGCUAGUCAGUCGGCUUGUUCGGCGCUGACUAGUCUAGCCUGUCAACAACACUGCAACCUGAGACGGGAUAGCUUUAAACCAGCUAAGUUAGCUACUCUGCUAGCCCCCGUGUUAACCAACUGUCACGACUCGUAAUUGUUCCUCUCAGUUGGAAAGAUGUGUUGUGUCUGAAGUCGUUUCGACAAAAGAAGAGGCCAAACGGACUUUCUCAUUUGCCUUAAUCGCAGCAGUCUCGACGAGUGAAAGCUUGUGUGCUUUGUUGACACUCUUAAGGCUCCUUCAACUCCUUCCCCCUGUGUGAUAUGAAAUCGCUGCUUGGUUACAACAGAAGCCAGAGCUCUACAGCAGACGGUGGACAUCUGGUCAGGUGCCGUUGAAGAGGCUGGCUGCUCAGGUAGAAGCUCAGACGGGGGAGGUAGGGAGAUCAGUGGUGGGACGACGACUUCACCUGAGCCCCCUGACUGACUCCAGCAAUAUGAGCCUCAUCGAGAUCCCUUCCAUCAACCAGUCCCAUAUCCUCUCUCCAGAACCUAACAAACCAGUCCCAGGCCCCAAGCCACGGCUCACUCCCAAACCUUUCGCCGUGGAGAGAAACCCCACUAUUAAACCCAUACUUGCUCCCAAGCCCCAAACCAAGCCUCGACCAGAGUCCACUCGCCUUCCUGGAUGCAAACCAGAGCCUCCGUUCAGUCCAGUAUCACCGGAACCAGUUGCCACAGGCAAAGCCAGCCCAGCGUCAAUUAACCCCAACCGACCAUGCCCUACCUUUUAUAAAAGCCCUAAUAAGUUGAACACUGGACAAACAACCAAGCCAAUAGUCCAGCCAUUUAAACCCACCCCUCCUCUCGACCCUGGAGACUCUAGCAAACCCACCCCCCCUGUAACCGCAUUGAGGAAGAAGCCCGGCUCAUCAAACUUGGCCUAUUCCAAGAGCCUUAAACAACCUCCAGCUGCAGAGUGGUCUGGAAACACUAAAACCAAAGAUGAAACGAAGCCGAUGAGAUCCAGCAAAUGUGGGGUCUCCAUUACCAGAGCCAAGUCCAUGGGGUUUCUCAAUCUGGUGGGGCAGGAGGAAGAAGAAGAAGAAAAGGAAAAAGCUAACCCUGCGGCCGCAGCACCACUGCGGCCGCAGCCCAGAGGCUCCAGGCCCAGACCUGUGUCAGCCAUUUUCCUCGACAGUCCACCCAAGACCGAGACCCCAGUUCCCGCCCCUCGCUCUGCAAGACGGCCGCUUUCCGCUGAUCUCACGGCCAAGUUUGAGUCAAUCGGUCUGUCGCUGCACCGUCCAUCUCCCAAGGCAAAUACUAAGGAGAACACUCCAGAGGAGAAGGCGCUGCCACAGAAGAGAGAGCAGGAGAAAACCCCAAAGAGUCCCACGCCACAAAGCACCGACGGUGUAGCUCAGCCCGCUGUCUCAGACCAAAGCAACAAGAAGGCCGAGGAAAAGACUGUGAAAGAAACGGAUGAUGAAGAGAAGCGGGCAGUUAGCAUCAAGUCACGAAUCAGUCUCCUCCUCGAUUCAUCCUCCUCUCCCGGGACCGGCGUCGCAGGCCAGGGGUCAGAGCUGCACUCGCCAGUGCAGCCCGUCCCUGAAACCGAACCACAAGUGGGCGUCAAACAGCUCAUCAAGCAGCUGAUAGAGGACACAACACCAACUCAGAGCCCUGUUGUGAAACUACCACUGAAGCCCCGCCCCUUGCCCCUCGACCUGACUAAAAGGUUUUCAACCGAGAGGUCGCCAGACCUUGGCAGUGUUUCCCUCAGUGAGGCAACAGACCGCCAUGAGAUCAGCAAAGAUCCUCAGAGGAGGAUUGAAGAGCCGGCUAUCACCCCCAGUGACCAGAGGACAUUCGCGGAUUUGAAAGACUCCCAAGAGCCGCUCAAAAAGGCUUCCGCGCCUGAAGGGCCAGAGGCGGGACAGACGUUUGGCGCCGCUUUCAAGGAAAGUAGUCCCAGCAGUGACUUGCAGACAGUGAGAGCGUCGUUGUUUGAAAACGUCGUGGAGAGGCACAGCGUGCUGAUGGUGGAGGAGGGCCAGCCUGCAAACGCAGCCAGUGAUUCGCUCAGCAGCCCGUCAUUUAAACGAGGAAAUGGCGAGGAUGAUGGAACUCUGGUCACUGCCACCUACAGGGAGCCUGUAUCUCCGUCAUGCCUUCUGCAGGUGUUCCAUGCCUUUGACACUGUGCAGGCUGUGGAAGAGAACAGGGCAGUGAGUGAGAACAUCCCAUCAGCCCAGUGGGAGGAUAAGGCCAUGACGCUGCGCUCCAGGCGCUCCGAAGGGAGCAGGCCGGUGACGGAGAGGACUGGUUCAGCACCGUGUGAACCAGCUUUGGCUGCGAUGCCGGAACCGCAGCCUCGAUAUCUGAGAGUCGGAGCUUUGCCCAAGUGGACCACCGCAAGUCUCAAACGAGAGGAAAGUGUGGAGAAAGGGAUGCUAAAGGGAUCACAAAGGGAAGGACAAGUGGCUCUGGAUCAAGACCGAGACAGGCAGAGAGAGGCAGAACAGGAGGAGGUGGCUGCAGCUCCUAAACGUUUGAAAAUGCUGCAGACAGAAGAGCAGCUGAAACCCAGGGCAACCUACUUUGCUCUGACUGGACAAAUACAGGAGCCAGUUUCUCCUUUGGCUGCAGGAGGAAACGUAGGGGGGGACACGGCCGGGCCCUUUGGUAAUUUCUCUGUGACGUCGGCAGCGGUCGGCUCUCAAGGGAAGGUUCUGCCAAUGAGGAGGAAUCCAUCAUUAGAUAAAGCUUUCGGGAAAAACUCUCACGAUCAAGUUGAGGAGUUGAUGAUGAGGAGCCACAGGGAGGUCAGGUCAGCGUCGGACGGACAGACGACCGAGGAUUUGAUGGAAGUUGAAAAGAAAAGGGAACUUAAAAAGGAGACCGAAAGACACAUGGCAAGAAUGAAAGAGUUUGAGAGGGAAAAACAGCGGCAGCUGGAAAUGGAGAAAGAAGCACAUUUAGAAUUUGCACGAAUGAAGGAGAGGGAGCUGCAGAGAGAAUUUGAACGGCAAAGACAGAAAGCCUUCGAGAAGGAGAAACAGGACUUUGAGGAGAAACAACGUGCGCUGGAAAGGCAGAAACAGUUGGAGCUCGAACAGAAACAGCAACUACAAGAACUGGAGAGAGCGAGACUUAGAGAACUGGAAAAAGAGCGGCAACGACACCUUGAGAAAGAAAAGCGCAGAGAAUUGGAGAGGCAGAGAAGAGAGAAGGUGCGAGAGCAGGAAAAGGAGAGACAGCGGGAACAGGAGAGGCAAAGACAAAGGGAGGAAGAGAGGCAGAGCGAGCUGGACAAGGAAAGACGGCUGCUGGAAAUCCAAAAGGAGAAACAGAAAAUGGAGGAGCUGGAGAGAAUUAAAGAGCUGGAGACACUGCAGCUCUUAGAGUUUCAAAAGCAGAAGCAGAAAGAGAAGGAGAGGCAGCAGCUCGUGGAGCUUGAGAAGCAGAGACUUAAAGAGAAGAAGGAGAGAGAGGAGGCAGACAAGCUCAAACAGAUGGCAUUAGAACAGGAAAUGCUGAAAAUGAAAGAGCUCGAAAGACAAAGGGAGAUGGAGAAGGAGCACCAGAAAGAGAUCGAGAGGGAAAAGCAGAGAGAGCUGGAGAGACAGAGACACCGAGAUAUAGAGCGGGAGAGACAGAGACAACUAGACCUUGAGAGACAAGAGUUAGAAAACCAAAGGCUGCGACAACGAGAGCUGGAGAAGGAAAGGCAGAGGAAGGAGGAGAUGGAGAGAAUCCGAGAGGUGGAGAGAAGACAGUUCUUGGAGUUGGAGAAGCAAAAGCAGGCCGAGAGGGACCGGCUACAAAUGUUGGAGCUAGAGAAACGCAGGCUGAGGGAGAGGAUGGAAAGGGAGGAGGCAGAUCAAAUGAGACAGAUAGCCAAACAGCAAGAAGCAGAGAGGCAGCGACUAAAAGAGCGAGAGGAACGGCAAAAGAAAGAGGAACAGGAGAGGGCGAGGUUGGAGACCUCACCCCUCAGGCCUAAAGUCUUGGAUCUGGACUCUGUGCUCCGAAAUGAGCCGCUUUCCAGGGCCGCCUCCCAGCGCAGUGACCCUGCAACUCGUUGGAAGGAGCUGUCUCCGCGAGCAGAAGAGGUGUACAAACCCGCCAUCCUUGACAUCGACUCCUUCACGUCUCAAGCUCAGCUCUCCCCCAGUAAAGACUUGUUUCCUGUUUCUGGCAUUCAGGGCGUAGACACCGGGUUCGGCGCUAGACUACAGCCUGCGCCUGAUGUCGACGUCAGCUGGAGGGUGCCACCACAGGCUUCAGUAGGUUUCACAAGCCCAGGGUGGACGACGUCUCCCCAGGACCCGUGGGAGCUGCGGCCUGUUGAGAUGUCUGUGGACAAGCCCGUGGCCGAACCCAGAAAACAUGGCAACAAAGUCAGCCCGGAGCAGCUCCUCCUCAGGCAGGAAGACCGGCUCCUCGCUCCACAGAGGCACUGGUCUGCUGUGCCAGAUGAGCCGCUUCGCUUGGCCCCUCUGCCCGGCACAGAAGCCAAAAGUGGAGGCUCUCCAGGUGGGGUCUCCAGCAGCGCCCCUGCCGAGCAGAUAUGGCUCCCCAGAGAGCCACCGCCUCAGGAGAGCAGCAGGGGAGAGGUCCGGAUCCCCAGGAGAUCACAGGGAUCUCAGGAGUUGAGCAGGAUGCGCUCUCGCAGUGUGUCCCGGCGAUCCGCUCCUUUGAGCAGUGCCGUGGAGGGAAACCUCUCCAGGAUAAGGAGUCGCAGCGCCCACAGAGAGCAGGACCUCAACAGCUGGGAGCAGCAGAAGCAAAGUGUCGGUGGUGAAGAGGAGGGGCAGGACUCGGGAACACCGGUCCGUGACAGCGACAGUCAGUAUGGGACCUGGGAGACAGGACUGCGCACCGAUGACAGCCUCAGUCCUGCCACUCCCACUUCAGAAAGCAAUCUCAGCCCUUCACCAAGAAAGCCCACUCCCCCACACACGCCAGGUGAUCGCGCCUCGCAGUUUGAUACUGACGCUCUGGACAGCCUCCCUCCCUCGUCCUCAGCGGAGAGCCAGCAGCUCCCUUUCCCUGAGGCUCCGACCACUCUGUUAGACACCAGCGCUCUCCGCUCCAGGGCCCACCUGGUGAAGAAACGGGCCCCGCGGACACGGCCGUCCAGAGCUGCCCGCCAGACUGCAGCACUGUCCGAGAGCGAGGGAGGAACCACGGAGGACUGGCUUUACAGGGACUCCACAGAGGCAAAGGCUGAAAGUAAGGACGAUGACUCUGACUCUGAGGAGCGGGCCAGAGGAGCUGACGCCAGCCCCGCGGUUUCCUCUCAGCCACAGAGGGUCGCCAUGUUCCCUGGGAUGGACCCCUCAGCUUUAAAGGCCCAGCUGAAGAAGAGGAGCGACUCUGACAAUCAAAUCGAUGGACCCACUCCCUCUCCUUCCCAGCUUUCCCGCUCUCCCAAGUCCCCCUUUCUCCCCAGGGCAGCGCGUGUACUGCCCCCACCUGGCGGGAAAGAGAAUGGUGAGGAGGACUCGCCCCAGUGGUUAAAAGAGCUGAAGUCCAAGAAGCGCUUGAGUCAGUAUGAAAAUGACUGCUAGGAAUGAGGUUGCCUUAACAGAAGAAUCUAUAUGAAACAGAAGCCUUAACGUUCGACCCAGAGAGUAGGAGAGGUGAAUCUACAGCUGCUGAUAUAUAUAUAUUUUUUUUCUUUUUUCUUCUUUCUCAAUUUUGUUUAUGUUCUCUUCCCAUCUGGGUUGAUUAAUGUGCAUGGUGCCUUUUUUUAUGGAGGGUCUCUGUCUUAUGGAGAGAAAAAAAAGAAAAGCAAGCGAGGAGAAGAAGGCUGCUCUGCUUUUAUCCAUUUCAUGCUGGAACCUGUCGACGCUCUCCUGCACCAGGAGGCCCUUCACAUGAACGCUUUAAUAGGGACCAGGAGAAGUUGGGAGAAAAGGUGAUUUAUUGGCGACUACUUCCUGUCACGCAUUUCGGGAAACGGUUAACACGUAUGGGACCACUACGCCUCUUUAUCCCGGACGUGCUUCAUCACGCGCCGGAGGACAAUCCAGCCGAUCUUCCUCUUCAAGAUGUUUGCGCUGACGUUUUCUUUACUCGACUCGUACGUACAAGUUGGCUGCGUCUGCGUGGGACAUAAUACGCGGCGUCAGUCAGCGGAGGUUGUUGACGGGAGUCCCACAAGCAUUGCCAUAGGAUAACAUUUCAUACAGUAAUGAUUUUCCUUCUUGAACAUAUUAGAACAAAAUCACGGCUGAGUUGAUUGCCAGCGGGAGUGUAUAUCAUGUUAGUAACUGUAAUCAGGAGAUGUUAUAACUGUAUUAUCAUUGAUUUAACAGAGACAGAGAGCUAGUUUUUAAAACCUUAAGAUGCAUCACUACAAUAGACUUUGUCACACUCCCACAACCCUAACCGUGUCACAGUCGCUGCAUACUGUGUAUAUAUAUGUAUGUUUUUGUCUAAAUAUAUUUUUGUCUUUGUGGAAGGACGGGGGACUUUUGGCCAAGUGACUUUGCAUCUGUCAAUCAUGCACACUCCUUAUCAGCACAAAUACACUCUUCAAAAACAUUACUCAGCCGGUCUUCCCUCCUUUUGACAGAUUGAAUGAUUGUGGCUGUUCACGUUCAUUAUAAGUCAUACUUUCACCUCGUAGCCCUCACACACACUGCUCCAUCAUGUUUUGACAGUGUUGUUUUAUUUCCAACGAAUGUGCAACUUCCCUCGAUUUUUGCCCCCAAUUAAUGUGCAUGCACAAUCUUUGCUGUCAAACCCGGCAUUGCUCAAACCGACUGGCUCCGAGUGUCGGAGCGCGGGGGGGGGGAGGUGUUGGCUACCCGCUACUCCAGCGGAGGGAUGGUUUGUCCACUACACUGUUUAAAUGACUCUAGCCUCUAUGAACAUUUGCACCUGCUUUUCAACUUAAACUGUAAUCUUCCUUUUUCACACUUCUAUAAAGCACUUUGUCACUUGAUGCACUACAGCACUGACCUCUGCCCCCUCUUUUGUUCGCCAUGUCUCGUGCAAGCGAAUGUGUUGACGGAGUCUUCGGAGUGAUUGUCCCUGUUUUUCUAUGUCCAUGACGUUUUUACUUUGUCGUGAAAUUUAAUGUUUGACUUUUUUUUUUUUUAUGUCCUUAUUUGUCCUUAUUGUUUUUUUUUUUUUUUUUUUUUUUAUUUGAAAGUAAAGAUGCAUAUUGCACUGUGUUGUUCAGGCCAGUGUACUAAAAGUGAGUACAUUCUUAAUAAAAUGUACUUGACUUGA
Messenger RNA from Perca flavescens (yellow perch), 7364 nucleotides. Its product is annotated as calponin homology domain-containing protein DDB_G0272472. Lineage: Eukaryota; Metazoa; Chordata; Actinopteri; Perciformes; Percidae. The transcript has 13 exons. The record is from RefSeq and is a predicted model, not a curated record. Bases 611 to 5692 code for a protein of 1693 amino acids.